CCGCAAGUGACGGGGGCGGACAGGUCAAUGCAGAGGCUCUCGCGCUCUAUUCUGGGUGGAUUCUUGUCUUUUAGGUCCAUCGUCGUGACAGGGUGCUGUGCUGACUCCACUGGUCGUGGCUAGUCAGAGAUCCAGACCUCCUAAGCUGUCUUGCUGCACAUGCCGCAACAAUGGCGAGCAUAGAUGAACUUUUCAAGAAGCCGUUGCCUGUCGGCAGCGGGAAACGCAAACUUGACCCAACCCGCGAUCCCAAUGAGUUCUAUAAGGCGGCAAAGCUCGGCUCGCAAGAUGACGUGAAAUCUAAGGGGAAAGCUGUUUCAAUGGAGGAGGAGGGGGGUGAAGAAGAAGAUGAUGAUGGCUAUGCCGGUCCGGAGUUGCCUCCAGACUUGGAUGGUGAAGACGGCGCAGACGAUGAAGAAGGGCGCUUCUUCGGCGGAGGGAUGGAACGUCAAACUGCUCAGGCGAUGCAGUACAUUGACGAGAAUGAAGAAGAUGAAGCAGCGGUGGAAAAGUUCGACUCUGCCUGGGUCCGACGCUUUGCGCUCAAUUUCGAGAAGAAAAUAUCGAAGAAUGCUGAGCUCAGGGCGAAGUUUGAGAGCGACCCUCAGAAAUUCAUGGCCUCGGAGGCGGAUUUGGAUACAGAGAUCAAGGGCGUGUCGAUCCUGGCAGAACACCCAGAGCUCUACACAGAGUUCUCCGAGUUAGGCUGCGUAGGGUCUCUGGUGUCGCUGCUAUCACACGAAAAUACCGAUAUCGCCAUUGAUGCCAUCCAAACAAUCACAGAGCUUACGGACGAGGACGUAGAAGCGGAGCCAGAGCAAUGGGAUACCUUGGCUAACGCAAUGCUGGAUGCUGAUCUAGUCGAACUCCUAUCGCAAAAUUUGUCGCGGCUGGAUGAAGAGAACGAGGCAGACAGGGCAGGAGUCUACUACAUCUUAAAUGUGUUGGAAAACCUGGCUUCUCAAAACACGAUUGCAGAGAAGAUCGGUCAGGAUUCCGGACUGCUGUCAUGGCUCCUGUCACGAAUCCAACGCAAGGAGUCUCCUGUCGGCCAGAACAAGCAAUACGCCGCAGAGGUGCUAUCAAUCCUUCUACAAUCCUCUCCGAAGAGUAGGGAGAAAUUUGCCAGUCUCGAAGGCGUGGACACAUUACUUCAGCUACUCAGUCAAUAUCGCAAACGUGAUCCAGCGAAGGACUCAGACGAAGAAGAAUAUGCAGAGAAUAUCUUCAAUAGUUUGGCCUGUCUUGUUGACGAGGAAGUUGGAAAGCAAAGGUUCCUGGAAGGCGAAGGAAUUGAACUUGCGUUGAUCAUGCUCAAGGAAGGGAAGUUCAGUAAACCCAGGGCUCUCCGUGUUCUUGAUCAUGCCCUUGGUGGGCAAUGGGGUGCUGGCGCCUGCGAGCACUUGGUUGAAGCUGCAGGGUUGAGAACCAUCUUUGGCAUGUUCAUGAAGAAGCAAGAAUCCCAGAAUAUCGAGCACCUCCUGGGCAUCUUUGCCUCACUUCUGCGACUUCUCCCCGGAGGCUCCGCAGGCCGUAUCCGCACACUCGCCAAAUUCAUGGAAAAAGACUACGAAAAAAUUGACAAGCUCAUCAAACUCCGACGAGACCAUGCUUCACGGCUAUUUCCCGUGGAGGAAACAAUUGAGAAGGAAAGAAAACGCUUGGAUGAAGAAGAACAAGAAUUUAUGGCCGCUGAAUGGCUCGGUCGGCGCUUUGACGCUGGCCUCUUCCCUCUACAGUUGAUCGAUGUUAUUCUGGCGUGGCUAGUCGCUGAAGACGACGGUGCCAAGAAGAAGAUCCAGUCGGUACUGGCAGAUCGGGACGAGACACUCUCCCUCAUCCGAGCAACCCUACAAGAACAAAUGGAAGGGCUGCAAGAUGACGAACCAGAGCAAAAGGACGUCAAGGACAUGCUGGGCACCCUGCUGCAAUUCCUGUAGGCGGCAUUCAUUCACUUUUGAUAAACGUCAAUGUAAUACCAUAUUUAGCAUCAGUUGGCUAUUCAAUAACCCAUUCAACGGCUUCUCAAUAGACGAUCGUUGCCUGAGAU
Molecule: messenger RNA, 2050 nt
Organism: Penicilliopsis zonata CBS 506.65
Lineage: Eukaryota; Fungi; Ascomycota; Eurotiomycetes; Eurotiales; Aspergillaceae
Exons: 10
Coding region: 171-1940 (589 amino acids)
Cellular component (GO): spliceosomal complex
Source: RefSeq, a predicted model, not a curated record